Messenger RNA from Thalassophryne amazonica, 5222 nucleotides. It is a transcript of the gene scarf2, whose product is annotated as scavenger receptor class F, member 2. Lineage: Eukaryota; Metazoa; Chordata; Actinopteri; Batrachoidiformes; Batrachoididae. The coding region runs from base 562 to 3411 and encodes 949 amino acids. The transcript is spliced from 13 exons. The record is from RefSeq and is a predicted model, not a curated record. Gene Ontology annotation, molecular function: scavenger receptor activity.
CAGAGUAACAAAUCAGGAAUUUCCCUCCUGCCACUACUGAGAGCGAAACAGCAGGACCAAAGUUACGGAUUAAGCCCUCAGAGAGCAACAAGCGUUUUCCUGAAGGCUCUAAUUGAUCCGCGCGUUCCGCUGCGCCAUAAAGGGCAACGUCAUAAGGAGAAAAAGUUUCUCUUUUUUUCAGCGUCCCAGUGAGUGUUGCGGUUUUGCGUGAUGGCCUCCUUUAGACGUUUUCGUGUAAUUAAUAGCGCACUGCGGGAGAAAGAAAAGCAAUCAGCAAGAACAUUGUAAUCUUUAAACUUGGCUUUUCCCCCCUUUUUUUUAAGUAGUGCUUUUGGAUUUGCUGCUCACUUUUCCUGAGUUUGUCGAUGGCGCAGGAGGUAGCAACUUUUUAAGACACCUUUUUCUUUGGGGAAAGCGUUGGAUUUUGUAGUUUUUAAAACUGUUCGUGUGGAUUAUGUGCUUGGCUGCAGAUGUUUAAGGUCCAGUGAGAAGCCAUCGCCAGCUUCGAAGAAGGAAAUGUGGAGUAAAAAGGGAGUCUAGAAGGAUGCUGCCACUUGUACAAUGGAAGUGAAGAACUAUUUAGUGGUUGUCGCCGUGGUUUGUCUCUCUUUUUGCUCUUGUUUCAGCCAAGAACUUAAUCCUAAAGGCAGGAAUGUCUGCAAGACAUCUGGACUCACAGGGUUUACGUGCUGCAGCGGAUGGGGGCAGCUAGGGGAUGAAUGCCUGACACCUCUCUGUGAAGGCAAUUUCACCUGCAAUGAUAAUGAGGUGUGUGUCAGGCCUAAUGAAUGUCGCUGUCGUCAUGGAUAUUUUGGAGCUAGCUGUGACACAAAGUGCCCUGCCCAGUUUUGGGGCCCUGACUGCAAGGGAAAAUGUAACUGUUACCCCAACGGACAGUGCGAUGACUUGACCGGCAAGUGUACCUGCAACCACAAUCGCUGGGGACAAAACUGCGAGAAUGUGUGCUUAUGCCAAAAGGGCAAGUGUGAUCAAGACACGGGCAAAUGCACGUGCCAUCCUGGUGUUUGGGGCCCCCAGUGCAACAAUAAUUGCUACUGCAGCAUCAACUCUGUGUGUGACGCAAUGACGGGACGGUGCCUGUGCAGCCCCGGUUGGACUGGGAGGAACUGUGGUAUCCAGUGUAACUGUAACAACUCUCCGUGUGACCAGUUCACGGGACGCUGCCAGUGUCGGGAGAGGCUGUGGGGUCCCAGAUGUGAGCGAUACUGUCAGUGCAUUCAUGGCAAAUGCAACCAGGCUGACGGCUCGUGCACCUGCACACCAGGGUACCGUGGGAAGUUCUGCAGAGAACCAUGUCCUGCUGGGUUUUAUGGGCAAAACUGCAGGAACAGGUGUGGUCACUGCAAGGGCCAGCAGCCAUGUAAGGUGACAGAGGGACGCUGCAUCACUUGCGAGAGGGGCUGGAAUGGGACCCGGUGUGAUCAGCUCUGCUCCAAAGGCUUUUUUGGUGAAAACUGUCAGGAAGUGUGUCCCAUCUGUAAAGAUGGCCACCACUGUGACCCCAUUCAGGGGAAGUGCUUGCACUGUAACCCUGGCUGGAUUGGGGACAGGUGUGAGGUGCGCUGCCCCAACGGCACGUAUGGCGAGAACUGUGAGAAUAACUGCAGUCAUUGUUUUAAUGGCAUCUGUCACGUUGUCACAGGAGAGUGUCUGUGUGACCCGGGAUUUUAUGGGACAUACUGUAAUAUGACUUGUCACCCCGGACAGUACGGAGUGAAUUGCAACCAGACCUGCUCUUGUCACGACCAGAACUGUGAUCCCGUGUCUGGCGCCUGCUAUCUCCAACCGAACCAGCGGAUGGGUGUAAUCGCAGCUGGAAGCCUGGUCUCUUUUUUGCUGAUCGUCCUCCUCUCCCUGCUGUGCUGCUGCUGCCUGUGUCGACACAAAGACGACCACAACAAAAAAGCCAAACGGAUCCUGUGUGGACGAUUUAACCGAAUCAGCACUAAACUUCCCCGUAUUCCACUGAGGCGACAGAAACUGCCCAAAGUAGUUGUUGCCCACCAUGACCCAGAGAACAACUUCAACUGCAGCUUCAUCGAGCCGCUCUCAGCAGCCGAACAACCCUCCCCCUCCUCAUGGUCGUCCCAGGAGUCUUUCUCUUCCUUUGAGAGUGGAGACGAGGGGCCAGUUUACUGCGUGCCUCAUGAAGAGUCUGUGAAUGAAGGCAAAGAGAAGAGAACGCCAAGCCCUGUAGCAGAGAAGCCAGAAGCGGUCCCUAAUGAUGAUGAUGCAGGGGAGUACACAUCUCUGAAAGACACCAGCAUCACUAAAACAGAAGGAAGUGAGCAGCUCCUCCUAAAGGCAUCUGACAGUGAAGGCUCCACCAGUGGCUCUGAGUCUACAACGGCAGCUCUCUACGCCCGCAUUGCUCGCCUUUCAAAACAGUCCAAGGAGGACGAAGCCAACAUCAAGGAUGGAGAUGGCACUCCUACCCCAGAAUCCAAGCGAAAUGGAAAGCCACCACCUUCACCUGGAAAACCUAAGCCUCGUCCACCAGACCCAUCCACUAAGCCCAAGGUGUCAUGGAUCCAUGGAAAUACAAUAGGGUCUCCACAGACAGAGCAGCAAGGGCAAGCGGGGAUGAAGUCACUGACAGUCCCCAACGAAAAGAAGAGGAGCUACAGCAAUGGGUCAACCAGGAGCGAGGAGCGACACAAAAUGAGGGAGAAGAGUCAUGAGAUGCAAAAGAAGCAGGAGGUGAAGGAAGCAAAUGCCAAUGGUUGCCCCAACAAGCACAAACCUCUGCGAGGAAAGAGGUCAAGAGAGGAGCACAGCAGUCCCAGUCAUAUGGAGCACAUCAAUGGUGUGGUGCAGAAUGCCCUCAAAAAGAUUAGUAACUUUCAUAGUUCCUCCUCUGAGAAGAAGAGCUCUGAGAAUCCAAGAGAGUCCCCUAAAGAACCACCAAAGAGUCCCAAGGUCAUUCACCCUCAUAUGAACUCUGAGGCUGCCACACUCCUGGCUGCUCAGCUCAAAGAAAAAACCCAAAGUAUCAACAGGAAUGAGGGCACAGGCCUAACAAAGACCAAUGGUCUAUCAACACCCAAGAGCAACAGGGAUAAGCCUGAACCUCCGCAGAAAGCUAAGAGGAACCCCUCCAUUGGUGUGAACCAGCAGGGCUUCACCAAGCCCCUUUUGCCCACCUCGAGCAGCCUACAGAAGAUGGUGGCACCCGUUACUACCGACCUUGGGACACCUGAAACCAAGAGCCCCGAGAAGCAGGACUUGAACGGCUCCAAGACAGGAGACCCGUUGUUGGAUGCUACACCAAAGAAGACUCCCAUUAAAAAGCCACCCAGAAAGAAAGGCAAAGAGGGUACUUUGGACAUGUCAGAAAAUAAAACACCCCAGCAAAAGACUGCCAUUAUGCCACCACAAAUAGUAAAAUAAAUGUUUUAAAAGCAAAUGUUCAAAGGUGUGAUGGAUUUUCAAGAGGCUAAAGCUAAUCUUUUUGGGAACCACAGAGGUUUUUCAUUAAAGGAAUUUAAACAUUUUUCCCAGAUCUAUGACUUCAGGACCAGUCAGAAAGAGAGAAAUGUCUUUUGACCAAUGGUAAUAUUGAGUCAUAUUGGUGAGUUGUAUUAUAAUGACCUCUAUACGCCAUUGUAUUACAUUUUAUGUUUUUUGUUUAUUUUAUUUUUUUUUUGUAUAAUUGCAUAUGUAUCAUUCUUAUACCACAACCUGUGGCAAGGCUAGACACAAAUAUGAGAACUGUAGCCAGACAUUUUCUACAAUGGCACACAGACAUAAGACAGUUUAUUCAUCUAUGUCACUGCAAUAUGUCCACCACUAUAUUUAUAUAUGAGUUACUUUUGAAUUUACAUACUUGUAAUUUGCAAUACCGUUUUUUUUUGCAGUGUUUUGUGUACGUUCUCCACGGGUACUACUGGUACUGAAAGUUGCAAGAAAAUUCGAUUGUCAGAAGUCUGCAAGUUAUUAUUUACCUGUUUCAAUGGACAAACACACAAGGCACAAAAUAAUAUUUAGCUCGAGCAAAGGUGUAUGUAACAAGUCAUGUGAAUUUGAUCAAUCUCUUUUCUUAAUGUCAAAGCUAGUCUUUGCAGAUGAAGGCAUGAACAGCAGCUUGUGUCAUUGUAUUAAUUUACACGUUUCAGGUUGUUAUAUAGUUUUACCUGUUAAGCUUUUUUUGUUGAGAUUUUUGUUUAAUUUUUUUCCAUCCCUAUUUUUACAACCACAUUUAGAAUACUAUUGUAUGUCAUGCUGUUGACCCCCAAAACGUGAAUCUGCUGCAAAUCGUGAAUUAUCCACAAACCAUUAAUGAUACUUUACGCAAACCAUGCAUAUCCGCGAACCGUUAAUAAUUUUGCUGCAAAUCGUGAAUAAAUUAUCCCACAAAACGUGAAUGUAGGCCUUGCAAAAUUUAAGUCACAAAACAUGAAUAUCAUUCAUGAUAUGCAUUUUCUCUCAGUAUAAGUACUUUACGGUUUUCAGUGAUGCAGAACAGUUACUUCAGGAAAUCUUGAUCGCAAACCCUUUCUCUGCAAAAAUGUUUUUGUUUUUUUUCAGGGGGCCAGGGGUGUUGCUACAUCUGAUGAGGCGAGGAGCUGAUCCCCGAGCGGACUUUCGCUUGUGGUGUCAAAUGUCUGCUGGGGGGUGACCUGCCCUGGGGACAGUGGCAGGUGGGAAGCUUGACUGGGGUGGUACACCUGUCAAACGGUAAUGCAGGUGUCCUAUAAGGCAAACUCAGGGAGGACAGAAACCUCCUGUGGAGCAGAAGGGCAAAAGCUCGCUUGAGCUUGAUUUUCAGCAUGAAUACAGACCGUAAAAGCGGGGCUUCACAAUCCUUCUGACUUUUUAGGUUUUAAGUAGGAGGUGUCAGAAAAAUUACCACAGGGAUAACUGGCUUGUGGCGGCCAAGUGUUCAUUGCGAUGUCACUUUAUGAUGGCGACUCUUCCUAUCAUCAUAAAGCAGAAUUCACCAAGUGUUGGAUUGUUCACCCACUAAUAGGGAACAUGGAAGAUCCACUGCACUGCCGCACAAUUUGUUGUGCCAGUGCGUCUCGCUUUGUCCCACUUAAUGCCACAAUAUAUAAAAUAAUAAUUUCGUAGCUGAUGAUGCAUUUGCUGUCAGAACUUGACUGAUAAAUCAUUCUCUCAUCGCUCCUAGAAUCACAGAGAAAUGAUCUACAGCUGAUGUUCAUGCUUGUCAUGUGCUGGAGAAUGCAUUUGCAAUCUUGUCU